Molecule: messenger RNA, 15415 nt
Organism: Xyrichtys novacula (pearly razorfish)
Lineage: Eukaryota; Metazoa; Chordata; Actinopteri; Labriformes; Labridae
Source: the annotation of a GenBank genome assembly
AGGCUAGGAUAUGGGUCUUUGGGGAGCCUGGUCUUUAGCUUGGACCAAUGCAAAUACACUUGGAGAUGAGCCUUCAAGAUAAAUGAAAGAAAGAGUCAAAAAAGCACAAAGAGCGGGAGGACUGAGAUCUUGUCAUGAAGCGGAGCAAAGGAGUGGAGCAUGAUGGACUGCAGAGAUAGGCUGUAAAACUAAGCUUGACUGCGUAUCCGGGUGUUUUCUUGAGCGACGCAUUGUUCAUUGUUACGCCCCACCCUUAGGCGGCCCUAUGGGGCGAACAACUAUCCUCAACUUUGUACCCAUCAAAUUAACAAAACACCUUCAAAAGUUUAACACGUGAUUUAUUGUGACAAAAUUGCAAACUAGACACAAAGCACCCACAACACAAAUGAGAGGCAGCAGGGCAGCAGUUCCCCACCAAAUGCCUCUCCAGACUGCAGGCAGCUCUGGGCUUUUAGACUCCCAGCACCAGGUGAGUCUGAUUGUCACUCAAGUGAUUUCACCUGGGCAGCUAUGGAGAGACAAAAGGGGAAAAACACAUGCAAAAACAAACACACAGCCGUAACAUCAUUGAAAGUGAAAUGCUGAUUAUAAUUGAGAGAAGCACACAGGAGCACGUUCAAAUAGCUCAUUUGGAGCCUGUGUCAUCGCUUACGGCCAUACCACCCUGAACACGCCCGCUCUCGUCCGAUCUCGGAAGCUAAGCAGGGUCGGGCCUGGUUAGUACUUGGAUGGGAGACCGCCUGGGAAUACCAGGUGCUGUAAGCUUUUCUUUUCUUGUAUCUUGUGCCGUGUUCUCUCUCCAAGAGGCUAGGAUAUGGGUCUUUGGGGAGCCUGGUCUUUAGCUUGGACCAAUGCAAAUACACUUGGAGAUGAGCCUUCAAGAUAAAUGAAAGAAAAAGUCAAAAAAGCACAAAGAGCGGGAGGACUGAGAUCUUGUCAUGAAGCGGAGCAAAGGAGUGGAGCAUGAUGGACUGCAGAGAUAGGCUGUAAAACUAAGCUUGACUGCGUAUCCGGGUGUUUUCUUGAGCGACGCAUUGUUCAUUAAAGUGAAAUGCUGAUUAUAAUUGAGAGAACCACACAGGAGCACGUUCGAAUAGCUCAUUUGGAGCCUGUGUCAUCGCUUACGGCCAUACCACCCUGAACACGCCCGAUCUCGUCUGAUCUCGGAAGCUAAGCAGGGUCGGGCCUGGUUAGUACUUGGAUGGGAGACCGCCUGGGAAUACCAGUUGCUGUAAGCUUUUCUUUUCUUGUAUCUUGUGCCGUGUUCUCUCUCCAAGAGGCUAGGAUAUGGGUCUUUGGGGAGCCUGGUCUUUAGCUUGGACCAAUGCAAAUACACUUGGAGAUGAGCCUUCAAGAUAAAUGAAAGAAAGAGUCAAAAAAGCACAAAGAGCGGGAGGACUGAGAUCUUGUCAUGAAGUGGAGCAAAGGAGUGGAGCAUGAUGGACUGCAGAGAUAGGCUGUAAAACUAAGCUUGACUGCGUAUCCGGGUGUUUUCUUGAGCGACGCAUUGUUCAUUAAAGUGAAAUGCUGAUUAUAAUUGAGAGAACCACACAGGAGCACGUUCGAAUAGCUCAUUUGGAGCCUGUGUGAUCGCUUACGGCCAUACCACCCUGAACACGCCCGAUCUCGUCCGAUCUCGGAAGCUAAGCAGGGUCGGGCCUGGUUAGUACUUGGAUGGGAGACCGCCUGGGAAUACCAGGUGCUGUAAGCUUUUCUUUUCUUGUAUCUUGUGCCGUGUUCUCUCUCCAAGAGGCUAGGAUAUGGGUCUUUGGGGAGCCUGGUCUUUAGCUUGGACCAAUGCAAAUACACUUGGAGAUGAGCCUUCAAGAUAAAUGAAAGAAAAAGUCAAAAAAGCACAAAGAGCGGGAGGACUGAGAUCUUGUCAUGAAGUGGAGCAAAGGAGUGGAGCAUGAUGGACUGCAGAGAUAGGCUGUAAAACUAAGCUUGACUGCGUAUCCGGGUGUUUUCUUGAGCGACGCAUUGUUCAUUAAAGUGAAAUGCUGAUUAUAAUUGAGAGAACCACACAGGAGCACGUUCGAAUAGCUCAUUUGGAGCCUGUGUCAUGGCUUACGGCCAUACCACCCUGAACACGCCCGAUCUCGUCCGAUCUCGGAAGCUAAGCAGGGUCGGGCCUGGUUAGUACUUGGAUGGGAGACCGCCUGGGAAUACCAGGUGCUGUAAGCUUUUCUUUUCUUGUAUCUUGUGCCGUGUUCUCUCUCCAAGAGGCUAGGAUAUGGGUCUUUGGGGAGCCUGGUCUUUAGCUUGGACCAAUGCAAAUACACUUGGAGAUGAGCCUUCAAGAUAAAUGAAAGAAAAAGUCAAAAAAAGCACAAAGAGCGGGAGGACUGAGAUCUUGUCAUGAAGCGGAGCAAAGGAGUGGAGCAUGAUGGACUGCAGAGAUAGGCUGUAAAACUAAGCUUGAUUGCGUAUCCGGGUGUUUUCUUGAGCGACGCAUUGUUCAUUAAAGUGAAAUGCUGAUUAUAAUUGAGAGAACCACACAGGAGCACGUUCGAAUAGCUCAUUUGGAGCCUGUGUCAUCGCUUACGGCCAUACCACCCUGAACACGCCCGAUCUCGUCCGAUCUCGGAAGCUAAGCAGGGUCGGGCCUGGUUAGUACUUGGAUGGGAGACCGCCUGGGAAUACCAGGUGCUGUAAGCUUUUCUUUUCUUGUAUCUUGUGCCGUGUUCUCUCUCCAAGAGGCUAGGAUAUGGGUCUUUGGGGAGCCUGGUCUUUAGCUUGGACCAAUGCAAAUACACUUGGAGAUGAGCCUUCAAGAUAAAUGAAAGAAAAAGUCAAAAAAGCACAAAGAGCGGGAGGACUGAGAUCUUGUUAUGAAGUGGAGCAAAGGAGUGGAGCAUGAUGGACUGCAGAGAUAGGCUGUAAAACUAAGCUUGACUGCGUAUCCGGGUGUUUUCUUGAGCGAGGCAUUGUUCAUUAAAGUGAAAUGCUGAUUAUAAUUGAGAGAACCACACAGGAGCACGUUCGAAUAGCUCAUUUGGAGCCUGUGUCAUCGCUUACGGCCAUACCACCCUGAACACGCCCGAUCUCGUCCGAUCUCGGAAGGUAAGCAGGGUCGGGCCUGGUUAGUUCUUGGAUGGGAGACCGCCUGGGAAUACCAGGUGCUGUAAGCUUUUCUUUUCUUGUAUCUUGUGCCGUGUUCUCUCUCCAAGAGGCUAGGAUAUGGGUCUUUGGGGAGCCUGGUCUUUAGCUUGGACCAAUGCAAAUACACUUGGAGAUGAGCCUUCAAGAUAAAUGAAAGAAAGAGUCAAAAAAGCACAAAGAGCGGGAGGACUGAGAUCUUGUCAUGAAGCGGAGCAAAGGAGUGGAGCAUGAUGGACUGCAGAGAUAGGCUGUAAAACUAAGCUUGACUGCGUAUCCGGGUGUUUUCUUGAGCGACGCAUUGUUCAUUGAAAGUGAAAUGCUGAUUAUAAUUGAGAGAACCACACAGGAGCACGUUCAAAUAGCUCAUUUGGAGCCUGUGUCAUCGCUUACGGCCAUACCACCCUGAACACGCCCCAUCUCGUCCGAUCUCGGAAGCUAAGCAGGGUCGGGCCUGGUUAGUACUUGGAUGGGAGACCGCCUGGGAAUACCAGGUGCUGUAAGCUUUUCUUUUCUUGUAUCUUGUGCCGUGUUCUCUCUCCAAGAGGCUAGGAUAUGGGUCUUUGGGGAGCCUGGUCUUUAGCUUGGACCAAUGCAAAUACACUUGGAGAUGAGCCUUCAAGAUAAAUGAAAGAAAGAGUCAAAAAAGCACAAAGAGCGGGAGGACUGAGAUCUUGUCAUGAAGCGGAGCAAAGGAGUGGAGCAUGAUGGACUGCAGAGAUAGGCUGUAAAACUAAGCUUGACUGCGUAUGCGGGUGUUUUCUUGAGCGACGCAUUGUUAUUGAAAGUGAAAUGCUGAUUCUAAUUGAGAGAACCACACAGGAGCAUGUUCAAAUAGCUCAUUUGGAGCCUGUGUCAUCGCUUACGGCCAUACCACCCUGAACACGCCCGAUCUCGUCCGAUCUCGGAAGCUAAGCAGGGUCGGGCCUGGUUAGUACUUGGAUGGGAGACCGCCUGGGAAUACCAGGUGCUGUAAGCUUUUCUUUUCUUGUAUCUUGUGCCGUGUUCUCUCUCCAAGAGGCUAGGAUAUGGGUCUUUGGGGAGCCUGGUCUUUAGCUUGGACCAAUGCAAAUACACUUGGAGAUGAGCCUUCAAGAUAAAUGAAAGAAAGAGUCAAAAAAGCACAAAGAGCGGGAGGACUGAGAUCUUGUCAUGAAGCGGAGCAAAGGAGUGGAGCAUGAUGGACUGCAGAGAUAGGCUGUAAAACUAAGCUUGACUGCGUAUGCGGGUGUUUUCUUGAGCGACGCAUUGUUCAUUGAAAGUGAAAUGCUGAUUCUAAUUGAGAGAACCACACAGGAGCACGUUCAAAUAGCUCAUUUGGAGCCUGUGUCAUCGCUUACGGCCAUACCACCCUGAACACGCCCGAUCUCGUCCGAUCUCGGAAGCUAAGCAGGGUCGGGCCUGGUUAGUACUUGGAUGGGAGACCGCCUGGGAAUACCAGGUGCUGUAAGCUUUUCUUUUCUUGUAUCUUGUGCCGUGUUCUCUCUCCAAGAGGCUAGGAUAUGGGUCUUUGGGGAGCCUGGUCUUUAGCUUGGACCAAUGCAAAUACACUUGGAGAUGAGCCUUCAAGAUAAAUGAAAGAAAGAGUCAAAAAAGCACAAAGAGCGGGAGGACUGAGAUCUUGUCAUGAAGCGGAGCAAAGGAGUGGAGCAUGAUGGACUGCAGAGAUAGGCUGUAAAACUAAGCUUGACUGCGUAUGCGGGUGUUUUCUUGAGCGACGCAUUGUUCAUUGAAAGUGAAAUGCUGAUUCUAAUUGAGAGAACCACACAGGAGGACGUUCAAAUAGCUCAUUUGGAGCCUGUGUCAUCGCUUACGGCCAUACCACCCUGAACACGCCCGAUCUCGUCCGAUCUCGGAAGCUAAGCAGGGUCGGGCCUGGUUAGUACUUGGAUGGGAGACCGCCUGGGAAUACCAGGUGCUGUAAGCUUUUCUUUUCUUGUAUCUUGUGCCGUGUUCUCUCUCCAAGAGGCUAGGAUAUGGGUCUUUGGGGAGCCUGGUCUUUAGCUUGGACCAAUGCAAAUACACUUGGAGAUGAGCCUUCAAGAUAAAUGAAAGAAAAAGUCAAAAAAGCACAAAGAGCGGGAGGACUGAGAUCUUGUCAUGAAGCGGAGCAAAGGAGUGGAGCAUGAUGGACUGCAGAGAUAGGCUAUAAAACUAAGCUUGACUGCGUAUCCGGGUGUUUUCUUGAGCGACGCAUUGUUCAUUGAAAGUGAAAUGCUGAUUAUAAUUGAGAGAACCACACAGGAGCACGUUGAAAUAGCUCAUUUGGAGCCUGUGUCAUCGCUUACGGCCAUACCACCCUGAACACGCCCGAUCUCGUCCGAUCUCGGAAGCUAAGCAAGGUCGGGCCUGGUUAGUACUUGGAUGGGAGACCGCCUGGGAAUACCAGGUGCUGUAAGCUUUUCUUUUCUUGUAUCUUGUGCCGUGUUCUCUCUCCAAGAGGCUAGGAUAUGGGUCUUUGGGGAGCCUGGUCUUUAGCUUGGACCAAUGCAAAUACACUUGGAGAUGAGCCUUCAAGAUAAAUGAAAGAAAGAGUCAAAAAAGCACAAAGAGCGGGAGGACUGAGAUCUUGUCAUGAAGCGGAGCAAAGGAGUGGAGCAUGAUGGACUGCAGAGAUAGGCUGUAAAACUAAGCUUGACUGCGUAUCCGGGUGUUUUCUUGAGCGACGCAUUGUUCAUUGUUACGCCCCACCCUUAGGCGGCCCUAUGGGGCGAACAACUAUCCUCAACUUUGUACCCAUCAAAUUAACAAAACACCUUCAAAAGUUUAACACGUGAUUUAUUGUGACAAAAUUGCAAACUAGACACAAAGCACCCACAACACAAAUGAGAGGCAGCAGGGCAGCAGUUCCCCACCAAAUGCCUCUCCAGACUGCAGGCAGCUCUGGGCUUUUAGACUCCCAGCACCAGGUGAGUCUGAUUGUCACUCAAGUGAUUUCACCUGGGCAGCUAUGGAGAGACAAAAGGGGAAAAACACAUGCAAAAACAAACACACAGCCGUAACAUCAUUGAAAGUGAAAUGCUGAUUAUAAUUGAGAGAAGCACACAGGAGCACGUUCAAAUAGCUCAUUUGGAGCCUGUGUCAUCGCUUACGGCCAUACCACCCUGAACACGCCCGCUCUCGUCCGAUCUCGGAAGCUAAGCAGGGUCGGGCCUGGUUAGUACUUGGAUGGGAGACCGCCUGGGAAUACCAGGUGCUGUAAGCUUUUCUUUUCUUGUAUCUUGUGCCGUGUUCUCUCUCCAAGAGGCUAGGAUAUGGGUCUUUGGGGAGCCUGGUCUUUAGCUUGGACCAAUGCAAAUACACUUGGAGAUGAGCCUUCAAGAUAAAUGAAAGAAAAAGUCAAAAAAGCACAAAGAGCGGGAGGACUGAGAUCUUGUCAUGAAGCGGAGCAAAGGAGUGGAGCAUGAUGGACUGCAGAGAUAGGCUGUAAAACUAAGCUUGAUUGCGUAUCCGGGUGUUUUCUUGAGCGACGCAUUGUUCAUUAAAGUGAAAUGCUGAUUAUAAUUGAGAGAACCACACAGGAGCACGUUCGAAUAGCUCAUUUGGAGCCUGUGUCAUCGCUUACGGCCAUACCACCCUGAACACGCCCGAUCUCGUCUGAUCUCGGAAGCUAAGCAGGGUCGGGCCUGGUUAGUACUUGGAUGGGAGACCGCCUGGGAAUACCAGGUGCUGUAAGCUUUUCUUUUCUUGUAUCUUGUGCCGUGUUCUCUCUCCAAGAGGCUAGGAUAUGGGUCUUUGGGGAGCCUGGUCUUUAGCUUGGACCAAUGCAAAUACACUUGGAGAUGAGCCUUCAAGAUAAAUGAAAGAAAGAGUCAAAAAAGCACAAAGAGCGGGAGGACUGAGAUCUUGUCAUGAAGUGGAGCAAAGGAGUGGAGCAUGAUGGACUGCAGAGAUAGGCUGUAAAACUAAGCUUGACUGCGUAUCCGGGUGUUUUCUUGAGCGACGCAUUGUUCAUUAAAGUGAAAUGCUGAUUAUAAUUGAGAGAACCACACAGGAGCACGUUCGAAUAGCUCAUUUGGAGCCUGUGUGAUCGCUUACGGCCAUACCACCCUGAACACGCCCGAUCUCGUCCGAUCUCGGAAGCUAAGCAGGGUCGGGCCUGGUUAGUACUUGGAUGGGAGACCGCCUGGGAAUACCAGGUGCUGUAAGCUUUUCUUUUCUUGUAUCUUGUGCCGUGUUCUCUCUCCAAGAGGCUAGGAUAUGGGUCUUUGGGGAGCCUGGUCUUUAGCUUGGACCAAUGCAAAUACACUUGGAGAUGAGCCUUCAAGAUAAAUGAAAGAAAAAGUCAAAAAAGCACAAAGAGCGGGAGGACUGAGAUCUUGUCAUGAAGUGGAGCAAAGGAGUGGAGCAUGAUGGACUGCAGAGAUAGGCUGUAAAACUAAGCUUGACUGCGUAUCCGGGUGUUUUCUUGAGCGACGCAUUGUUCAUUAAAGUGAAAUGCUGAUUAUAAUUGAGAGAACCACACAGGAGCACGUUCGAAUAGCUCAUUUGGAGCCUGUGUCAUGGCUUACGGCCAUACCACCCUGAACACGCCCGAUCUCGUCCGAUCUCGGAAGCUAAGCAGGGUCGGGCCUGGUUAGUACUUGGAUGGGAGACCGCCUGGGAAUACCAGGUGCUGUAAGCUUUUCUUUUCUUGUAUCUUGUGCCGUGUUCUCUCUCCAAGAGGCUAGGAUAUGGGUCUUUGGGGAGCCUGGUCUUUAGCUUGGACCAAUGCAAAUACACUUGGAGAUGAGCCUUCAAGAUAAAUGAAAGAAAAAGUCAAAAAAAGCACAAAGAGCGGGAGGACUGAGAUCUUGUCAUGAAGCGGAGCAAAGGAGUGGAGCAUGAUGGACUGCAGAGAUAGGCUGUAAAACUAAGCUUGAUUGCGUAUCCGGGUGUUUUCUUGAGCGACGCAUUGUUCAUUAAAGUGAAAUGCUGAUUAUAAUUGAGAGAACCACACAGGAGCACGUUCGAAUAGCUCAUUUGGAGCCUGUGUCAUCGCUUACGGCCAUACCACCCUGAACACGCCCGAUCUCGUCCGAUCUCGGAAGCUAAGCAGGGUCGGGCCUGGUUAGUACUUGGAUGGGAGACCGCCUGGGAAUACCAGGUGCUGUAAGCUUUUCUUUUCUUGUAUCUUGUGCCGUGUUCUCUCUCCAAGAGGCUAGGAUAUGGGUCUUUGGGGAGCCUGGUCUUUAGCUUGGACCAAUGCAAAUACACUUGGAGAUGAGCCUUCAAGAUAAAUGAAAGAAAAAGUCAAAAAAGCACAAAGAGCGGGAGGACUGAGAUCUUGUUAUGAAGUGGAGCAAAGGAGUGGAGCAUGAUGGACUGCAGAGAUAGGCUGUAAAACUAAGCUUGACUGCGUAUCCGGGUGUUUUCUUGAGCGAGGCAUUGUUCAUUAAAGUGAAAUGCUGAUUAUAAUUGAGAGAACCACACAGGAGCACGUUCGAAUAGCUCAUUUGGAGCCUGUGUCAUCGCUUACGGCCAUACCACCCUGAACACGCCCGAUCUCGUCCGAUCUCGGAAGGUAAGCAGGGUCGGGCCUGGUUAGUUCUUGGAUGGGAGACCGCCUGGGAAUACCAGGUGCUGUAAGCUUUUCUUUUCUUGUAUCUUGUGCCGUGUUCUCUCUCCAAGAGGCUAGGAUAUGGGUCUUUGGGGAGCCUGGUCUUUAGCUUGGACCAAUGCAAAUACACUUGGAGAUGAGCCUUCAAGAUAAAUGAAAGAAAGAGUCAAAAAAGCACAAAGAGCGGGAGGACUGAGAUCUUGUCAUGAAGCGGAGCAAAGGAGUGGAGCAUGAUGGACUGCAGAGAUAGGCUGUAAAACUAAGCUUGACUGCGUAUCCGGGUGUUUUCUUGAGCGACGCAUUGUUCAUUGAAAGUGAAAUGCUGAUUAUAAUUGAGAGAACCACACAGGAGCACGUUCAAAUAGCUCAUUUGGAGCCUGUGUCAUCGCUUACGGCCAUACCACCCUGAACACGCCCCAUCUCGUCCGAUCUCGGAAGCUAAGCAGGGUCGGGCCUGGUUAGUACUUGGAUGGGAGACCGCCUGGGAAUACCAGGUGCUGUAAGCUUUUCUUUUCUUGUAUCUUGUGCCGUGUUCUCUCUCCAAGAGGCUAGGAUAUGGGUCUUUGGGGAGCCUGGUCUUUAGCUUGGACCAAUGCAAAUACACUUGGAGAUGAGCCUUCAAGAUAAAUGAAAGAAAGAGUCAAAAAAGCACAAAGAGCGGGAGGACUGAGAUCUUGUCAUGAAGCGGAGCAAAGGAGUGGAGCAUGAUGGACUGCAGAGAUAGGCUGUAAAACUAAGCUUGACUGCGUAUGCGGGUGUUUUCUUGAGCGACGCAUUGUUAUUGAAAGUGAAAUGCUGAUUCUAAUUGAGAGAACCACACAGGAGCAUGUUCAAAUAGCUCAUUUGGAGCCUGUGUCAUCGCUUACGGCCAUACCACCCUGAACACGCCCGAUCUCGUCCGAUCUCGGAAGCUAAGCAGGGUCGGGCCUGGUUAGUACUUGGAUGGGAGACCGCCUGGGAAUACCAGGUGCUGUAAGCUUUUCUUUUCUUGUAUCUUGUGCCGUGUUCUCUCUCCAAGAGGCUAGGAUAUGGGUCUUUGGGGAGCCUGGUCUUUAGCUUGGACCAAUGCAAAUACACUUGGAGAUGAGCCUUCAAGAUAAAUGAAAGAAAGAGUCAAAAAAGCACAAAGAGCGGGAGGACUGAGAUCUUGUCAUGAAGCGGAGCAAAGGAGUGGAGCAUGAUGGACUGCAGAGAUAGGCUGUAAAACUAAGCUUGACUGCGUAUGCGGGUGUUUUCUUGAGCGACGCAUUGUUCAUUGAAAGUGAAAUGCUGAUUCUAAUUGAGAGAACCACACAGGAGCACGUUCAAAUAGCUCAUUUGGAGCCUGUGUCAUCGCUUACGGCCAUACCACCCUGAACACGCCCGAUCUCGUCCGAUCUCGGAAGCUAAGCAGGGUCGGGCCUGGUUAGUACUUGGAUGGGAGACCGCCUGGGAAUACCAGGUGCUGUAAGCUUUUCUUUUCUUGUAUCUUGUGCCGUGUUCUCUCUCCAAGAGGCUAGGAUAUGGGUCUUUGGGGAGCCUGGUCUUUAGCUUGGACCAAUGCAAAUACACUUGGAGAUGAGCCUUCAAGAUAAAUGAAAGAAAGAGUCAAAAAAGCACAAAGAGCGGGAGGACUGAGAUCUUGUCAUGAAGCGGAGCAAAGGAGUGGAGCAUGAUGGACUGCAGAGAUAGGCUGUAAAACUAAGCUUGACUGCGUAUGCGGGUGUUUUCUUGAGCGACGCAUUGUUCAUUGAAAGUGAAAUGCUGAUUCUAAUUGAGAGAACCACACAGGAGGACGUUCAAAUAGCUCAUUUGGAGCCUGUGUCAUCGCUUACGGCCAUACCACCCUGAACACGCCCGAUCUCGUCCGAUCUCGGAAGCUAAGCAGGGUCGGGCCUGGUUAGUACUUGGAUGGGAGACCGCCUGGGAAUACCAGGUGCUGUAAGCUUUUCUUUUCUUGUAUCUUGUGCCGUGUUCUCUCUCCAAGAGGCUAGGAUAUGGGUCUUUGGGGAGCCUGGUCUUUAGCUUGGACCAAUGCAAAUACACUUGGAGAUGAGCCUUCAAGAUAAAUGAAAGAAAAAGUCAAAAAAGCACAAAGAGCGGGAGGACUGAGAUCUUGUCAUGAAGCGGAGCAAAGGAGUGGAGCAUGAUGGACUGCAGAGAUAGGCUAUAAAACUAAGCUUGACUGCGUAUCCGGGUGUUUUCUUGAGCGACGCAUUGUUCAUUGAAAGUGAAAUGCUGAUUAUAAUUGAGAGAACCACACAGGAGCACGUUGAAAUAGCUCAUUUGGAGCCUGUGUCAUCGCUUACGGCCAUACCACCCUGAACACGCCCGAUCUCGUCCGAUCUCGGAAGCUAAGCAAGGUCGGGCCUGGUUAGUACUUGGAUGGGAGACCGCCUGGGAAUACCAGGUGCUGUAAGCUUUUCUUUUCUUGUAUCUUGUGCCGUGUUCUCUCUCCAAGAGGCUAGGAUAUGGGUCUUUGGGGAGCCUGGUCUUUAGCUUGGACCAAUGCAAAUACACUUGGAGAUGAGCCUUCAAGAUAAAUGAAAGAAAGAGUCAAAAAAGCACAAAGAGCGGGAGGACUGAGAUCUUGUCAUGAAGCGGAGCAAAGGAGUGGAGCAUGAUGGACUGCAGAGAUAGGCUGUAAAACUAAGCUUGACUGCGUAUCCGGGUGUUUUCUUGAGCGACGCAUUGUUCAUUGAAAGUGAAAUGCUGAUUAUAAUUGAGAGAACCACACAGGAGCACGUUGAAAUAGCUCAUUUGGAGCCUGUGUCAUCGCUUACGGCCAUACCACCCUGAACACGCCCGAUCUCGUCCGAUCUCGGAAGCUAAGCAGGGUCGGGCCUGGUUAGUACUUGGAUGGGAGACCGCCUGGGAAUACCAGGUGCUGUAAGCUUUUCUUUUCUUGUAUCUUGUGCCGUGUUCUCUCUCCAAGAGGCUAGGAUAUGGGUCUUUGGGGAGCCUGGUCUUUAGCUUGGACCAAUGCAAAUACACUUGGAGAUGAGCCUUCAAGAUAAAUGAAAGAAAGAGUCAAAAAAGCACAAAGAGCGGGAGGACUGAGAUCUUGUCAUGAAGCGGAGCAAAGGAGUGGAGCAUGAUGGACUGCAGAGAUAGGCUGUAAAACUAAGCUUGACUGCGUAUCCGGGUGUUUUCUUGAGCGACGCAUUGUUCAUUGUUACGCCCCACCCUUGGGGCGAACAACUAUCCUCAACUUUGUACCCAUCAAAUUAACAAAACACCUUCAAAAGUUUAACACGUGAUUUAUUGUGACAAAAUUGCAAACUAGACACAAAGCACCCACAACACAAAUGAGAGGCAGCAGGGCAGCAGUUCCCCACCAAAUGCCUCUCCAGACUGCAGGCAGCUCUGGGCUUUUAGACUCCCAGCACCAGGUGAGUCUGAUUGUCACUCAAGUGAUUUCACCUGGGCAGCUAUGGAGAGACAAAAGGGGAAAAACACAUGCAAAAACAAACACACAGCCGUAACAUCAUUGAAAGUGAAAUGCUGAUUCUAAUUGAGAGAAGCACACAGGAGCACGUUCAAAUAGCUCAUUUGGAGCCUGUGUCAUCGCUUACGGCCAUACCACCCUGAACACGCCCGCUCUCGUCCGAUCUCGGAAGCUAAGCAGGGUCGGGCCUGGUUAGUACUUGGAUGGGAGACCGCCUGGGAAUACCAGGUGCUGUAAGCUUUUCUUUUCUUGUAUCUUGUGCCGUGUUCUCUCUCCAAGAGGCUAGGAUAUGGGUCUUUGGGGAGCCUGGUCUUUAGCUUGGACCAAUGCAAAUACACUUGGAGAUGAGCCUUCAAGAUAAAUGAAAGAAAGAGUCAAAAAAGCACAAAGAGCGGGAGGACUGAGAUCUUGUCAUGAAGCGGAGCAAAGGAGUGGAGCAUGAUGGACUGCAGAGAUAGGCUGUAAAACUAAGCUUGAUUGCGUAUCCGGGUGUUUUCUUGAGCGACGCAUUGUUCAUUGAAAGUGAAAUGCUGAUUAUAAUUGAGAGAACCACACAGGAGCACGUUCGAAUAGCUCAUUUGGAGCCUGUGUCAUCGCUUACGGCCAUACCACCCUGAACACGCCCGAUCUCGUCUGAUCUCGGAAGCUAAGCAGGGUCGGGCCUGGUUAGUACUUGGAUGGGAGACCGCCUGGGAAUACCAGGUGCUGUAAGCUUUUCUUUUCUUGUAUCUUGUGCCGUGUUCUCUCUCCAAGAGGCUAGGAUAUGGGUCUUUGGGGAGCCUGGUCUUUAGCUUGGACCAAUGCAAAUACACUUGGAGAUGAGCCUUCAAGAUAAAUGAAAGAAAGAGUCAAAAAAGCACAAAGAGCGGGAGGACUGAGAUCUUGUCAUGAAGUGGAGCAAAGGAGUGGAGCAUGAUGGACUGCAGAGAUAGGCUGUAAAACUAAGCUUGACUGCGUAUGCGGGUGUUUUCUUGAGCGACGCAUUGUUCAUUAAAGUGAAAUGCUGAUUAUAAUUGAGAGAACCACACAGGAGCACGUUCGAAUAGCUCAUUUGGAGCCUGUGUGAUCGCUUACGGCCAUACCACCCUGAACACGCCCGAUCUCGUCCGAUCUCGGAAGCUAAGCAGGGUCGGGCCUGGUUAGUACUUGGAUGGGAGACCGCCUGGGAAUACCAGGUGCUGUAAGCUUUUCUUUUCUUGUAUCUUGUGCCGUGUUCUCUCUCCAAGAGGCUAGGAUAUGGGUCUUUGGGGAGCCUGGUCUUUAGCUUGGACCAAUGCAAAUACACUUGGAGAUGAGCCUUCAAGAUAAAUGAAAGAAAAAGUCAAAAAAGCACAAAGAGCGGGAGGACUGAGAUCUUGUCAUGAAGUGGAGCAAAGGAGUGGAGCAUGAUGGACUGCAGAGAUAGGCUGUAAAACUAAGCUUGACUGCGUAUCCGGGUGUUUUCUUGAGCGACGCAUUGUUCAUUAAAGUGAAAUGCUGAUUAUAAUUGAGAGAACCACACAGGAGCACGUUCGAAUAGCUCAUUUGGAGCCUGUGUCAUGGCUUACGGCCAUACCACCCUGAACACGCCCAUUUUUUUGGUGCAUGCACACGGUAGUUUUGAGUCAGAGAGAUUGUGAGGAAAGAAGUGAAAAAAGUUUUUUUUUAGGUAAGUUAGAUAUUUGAGCGUAGAUAGUGGUAGGUAUUUUGUAUCUUUUUUUUUGUUUUGUACCCCUGGCAGGGGUUUUUCUACUGCCUGGGGGUGAGGAGUUUUGAUCCUCUUUUUGUUUGGUGACGUGGCGUUCAGUGUGCUGCGGCACACAAACGCUGACUCACAAGAUGGACAACAUGGUAAAAGACACGGAAAACGGCAGAGAAAUUCCCACGGUUUCGACUACGGACAGUUUAAGAGAUGGAAAAAGGAAUAUGGAGAAAGAAAAGAAGAAUGACGAUCUACAAUUGAAUUAUAGAAAGGAGUUGACAGUGAUGCUGGAGCUGGAGGGACAAGAGAAAGUGACGGUGACGGAACUUCUGAGGGCGGUGAGGCUGGCGUGUGGAGCGGUGGUGGCAUGCAGAUAUGUCGGGGAGAGGAAAUACGAAGUCACGAUGAACCAUGGGAAAGGAAAAGAGAGACUGAUGGAGGGUCUAAAGAUUGGAGCUGUGAAUGUGUGGGCGAGGGAGCUUUCAAAUGACGAGCUGGUGGUCUCUUUUUUGAACCUGCCUGCUUACAUCCCGGACUCGGACAUUCAGAACAAAUUACAAAUGUGGGGAGUUUCAGCUGUAUCCCCGAUAAAAAGGAGAAUGUGGCCUGGCACAAACAUCGCCGACGGUACAAGAUACUGUAAGGUAAAAUUCACAAAAGACAUCCAGUCACUGCCUUAUUCGGCAAAAUUCAAUACUGCAACAGGUGCCGAAUUUUUCAGGGUUAUACAUGACAGACAGGUGAAAGUAUGCAGACUAUGCAUACAACCGGGACAUAUUUUCAGAGAAUGCCCAGAGUUUAUAUGUCAUAAAUGUGGGGAGCAGGGCCAUUAUGCACGGGAGUGUGCAAACGCACCAGUCAAGUGCACAAUUUGUUUUAAUGAAAUGGGGAGAUGCAUUUGCAGAAAUUCUGAGAGUGAGGGUGGGGAACAACAACAGUGCUCUCCCACUAACGAUGAUCACAUGAGUGGCGUCGAAAGUGAGGGAAACGGGGAAGAUGAGACGUGCGUAAUUGUGGCUGAAAGCUCUGUGGACAUGGAGGAGGAACUCCAGGCUCGUGGGUCCCAAAGUGAGGGUUUCGAGCCGAGUCCAAGCUCAAAAGCCGCACAGAAAAAUGUGCGAGGGAGGGAGACGGACGGGGCUCUGAGAGCGCGUGCUACGCCGGAGACCCCCGAAGCCCCUUCAGCCCUUGCAGAGGGAAUUGAGUUUCUGCCACCGCGAAAAAAAGCGGCAAAGACAGGCAGCAGAGCGCAGCCGGUGGGGCCGGGAAGGGAAAACCUCGGCCCGUGUGAAAUGCUGAAGCCCACAUCAUCCCUGACAGAAUCAGAAUCGGAUUUAGAUGGUAAAGUGGUGGAAAUUAGGAAGAAAAAGAAGGACAGGAAAAAACAUGGAGAAGGGAAAUUGAUUGACCUAGAUUGAGUCCAAAUUUUUGACUUCUCAGAUUAAUAGGAAUGAUUUAUAGACCACUCUUCUCCUUUCUUAUAAUGUUCACAGCUAUCUCCCUCAACAUUAAUGGUCUCUGCUCCUCACAUAAAAUGGUCUCUUUUUUCAACUCAACUCAACAAGACAUUAUUUGUCUACAGGAAACCGGCUGGUCACCUCAAACCCUUCUUCAAAUACAAAAACUUUACUGCGGGAAGAUCUUUGUGGGGUUUGGGGUGGGGAAAGCA